Molecule: messenger RNA, 1845 nt
Organism: Trypanosoma cruzi
Lineage: Eukaryota; Euglenozoa; Kinetoplastea; Trypanosomatida; Trypanosomatidae
Exons: 1
Coding region: 1-1845 (614 amino acids)
Biological process (GO): mitochondrial DNA replication; error-prone translesion synthesis; response to UV
Cellular component (GO): nucleus; mitochondrial matrix
Molecular function (GO): chromatin binding; DNA-directed DNA polymerase activity
Source: RefSeq, a predicted model, not a curated record
AUGUUUUGGUGCAAGUCGACAUUCGUUACACACUUUGCCGCGGAUGACUGUCAACUCUUUCCGACGCAGCAGAAACUCUUUGACUUUAUCGACGCGCAGAAUGAAGAGGAGGGGCAACAGGCGCAUUCCGCACCAAAAUGGCUGCCGUUCAGUAUCGAGCUCCCCUCAGAGGAAGAGGUGGUGCGUGAGUUGGCGUCGCGGUCGCUCCGUGCAUCUGCGGCGGCGAUUCCCACUCAUUCCGGUAGCGGUGGUGCACGUGGCAGGCUGUUCCGCAAACGGCCUUUGAGCAUGCAUGGGGAGGACACGCGGAAGACUGACGAUGAGGCCAAAUAUUUUUGCGAGGGGAAACGUCAACGUCGGGUUGUGCUCCGGGAAGAUUACGCGGUGUUUUAUGGCGUCACGCCGCUCUCCUCGCAGACGAGAAUGUUUCUUGCGGCAACCGUCAAUGGUCUGGCGCGUGUGGUGCGAGAGAUUGAGCCACUGCAGCAGCACUUGUAUGAGGUGAUACGCGAGGGAGCGCCAUGUCACAUGUACCUUGACGUCGAGCGCGAGAAGGAUUACUCCGCAUGGCUUCCCGUCGUAAGCGUUGUGGAUGACGACAGUGAAGAGAACAGGGUUAUAUACGAGUGCCGGAGGGCAGAGGAGUAUUCGGCGGCCUUGUCAACAGCCCUAUGGAAACCGCCGCGUUGUUGUGCGUGGAACUGCCGACUGCGCGCUGACAACAGUGAGACGACGACGGUACUGCUUACAGAGCUCCGCCGGUUUCUUUGCAGCACAUACCCUGCAUUGGUGAAAUCACGUGACUCGGAGAAUCAUGGUGCCUUUGAAGAUGAGGAUGACACUGUUCUUCCAACUGAUGACAACAGUACGGCAGCACCGCUGGGGCCUGGCGUAGAAGUGAUGGUAAUGCGGUCUUUGGACGCGACGGAAAAGGAGGGUGGUCGGGGUGGGAAGUUCUCGCAGCACUACGUUGUGAAGUUUGGUGGACAGUGGUUCAACAGCAACGCCGACGUCGGACGAAUUGUGGGGCAGUUUGUGGAGUACUUGUACGAGCGGGCGGUGGCGGACCCUUGUGUGCACGUCGCACUCUUCUACCAUGAUUCACCGAAGGAUUUUGCCGUUCUGCCUCCGUCUCAGCCCUCACGACACCUGCCUUUUCUUCCACUUCGGUGCGUCAUCGACACCGCCGUGUACAGUCGAAACCGCAUGCUGCGCUGCCUCGGGAGUUGUAAGCUGCACAAGAGAAGCAUUCUCACGGUGGAGCGAAAUGUUUCCGCCAACUUCCCCACUGGAACAAUCCCGACGACGGCAGACAGAGUGGCACUCUUUUUCGACUCUCUUGUGACCCUGCAGGUGGGGCACCGGGAAGUGAUUUUAGUUCCGGCACCAACUAUUAGCACCUUUGGAGCGGCUUCGUCAAAUGAGGGUUGCAAAUACGGCAGCGGAGAGACUCAGUUAACGAAGGACGUCGAUAGAGCGCGCUAUGACGCCCUGGCGGAGCACGUGGCACGGGAAUGGAGCAUUGUUGGUGGGGUUCCUUGCCGAGUGAGUAGUGUGCGUCAACGCGGUGGACGGUACCUGUUUUUUCUGCUCGAUGGGUCACGCUACUGCAGUAACGUGGGACGGCAGCACCUCUCGAACAAUGUCUACAUCACCGUCGACUUGCAGCAGCGCGUGUGGGUGCAAAAGUGCUUUGACCCUGAUUGUGCCUUGUACAGGUGUGCGCCGCGGGCGAUCCCUGACGAUGUUUGGUCCACAAACAGGCACGACUGGACGAGUGAGACGCCAACAGCAGCUCUUGCAUCCCAUGCAUCGUUGCGGACAAUAUUUCAGCCACCAAGAUAA